GCUUUCCUUUCCUAUUCACAUAGUGGUGUUGUGGAUUUUGUAAGCGUUUCGACAAACACUACUGUACCCCGUGGCACACUUCGUUUCCCAGAAAUUCCCAGAGGAAUCACGGUGAUCGAAGCGGAUCCUGAUCGUAACCAGCUGAUUCUUGUCGACAGAGUUUCGAAUCGUAUCCUCAUGUUCAGUUUCACCACAAAUGAUUGGUAUUCAGUGGCCGAUGAUGUCGGUGAAGUGGAGGGUAUCUCUCUGGAUGCUAUGAAUCGUGAACUUUACUAUACACGACUAACGCCGCCGUCCAUCUGGCGUCUCAGUCUGUCCGCUGACGAUCCGGCCAGCUAUCCAGUCGUUUCAACACGUGUCGCUUAUCUUGGCCAAGGAAACAAACCCAAAGAUAUCGUCGUGCAUCCGUGCAGAAUGCUGAUCUUUUUCACAAACUCUGGUAAUGUACCGUCUAUAGAGCGAAUGUAUUAUAGCGGCUAUAGAAGGGAGCGUAUAGUGGAGGAGGAAGUGAUUGGUGACACUCGGUUGUCCAUCGAUUUCUCGGCUGAAAAACUCUAUUUUGCUGAAAUCACCUCAGCUAAAAUCUACCGGGUUGAUUUUGAUGGACGAAAUAAAGAGAUUGUCAUUCCUGGCACGGAGAACAGAACAACACUUCUUCGCCGUCCAUAUGCAUUGGCUAUUGUUGAUGACCAACUCGUUUACAGCAAUAUCGGAUCUUACGUACCGAAACUAGAGCUUGUCAUCGCGGACAAAAUUGACGGUCUUGGCGAGCGACUAGUCGUCGAAACGUCCACACCAGUGCAAAGUAUAACCGUGUCAAUGAAGAACGCCCAAAAAUGUGGCGCGGAUGCGUGCGCGUCGCUUGUUUGUGGUGAUGAAUGCCGCCUGGAUGCGCGGGGGCAGCCUCACUGUGCAUGUCGUGGUGAGCGGAAGCUGAAUGCGGACAAUGUGACUUGCAGCGGAAGUGAGUAUGCGACAAAAACAUGUGCCGAGAACGAAUUUCUUUGUAAACUUGGUGAUCGAUGCAUUCCGUACGAGGAGACCUGCGAUAGAUAUCCAGAUUGUGUUCAUGCUGAGGAUGAAGAUGAGGAUAUGUGCAGUGAGUGGUGUUGA
This is a messenger RNA of Haemonchus placei, 1113 nucleotides long. The record is from the annotation of a GenBank genome assembly. Lineage: Eukaryota; Metazoa; Nematoda; Chromadorea; Rhabditida; Trichostrongylidae.